Haliotis rufescens (red abalone) is the source of this 2648-nucleotide messenger RNA. Its product is annotated as dynein light chain Tctex-type 5-B-like. The coding region runs from base 451 to 1113 and encodes 220 amino acids. Gene Ontology annotation, cellular component: cytoplasm; cytoplasmic dynein complex. The record is from RefSeq and is a predicted model, not a curated record. Gene Ontology annotation, biological process: microtubule-based movement. Lineage: Eukaryota; Metazoa; Mollusca; Gastropoda; Lepetellida; Haliotidae. Gene Ontology annotation, molecular function: dynein intermediate chain binding. The transcript is spliced from 4 exons.
CGCAGUAAUCCAGAUUCCAUAGCCCCAGUUCAUUUCUCUUUACCGAUCUAUAUACAUAAACUGCUUCAUUCUUUACAGCCGAUCUUUCUCAGGGGAUUUGGGUAUUGAAAUACUAGACUCCCUACUCUCACCCCCGGCGCGUCGUGGACGGGUUGAGCUGUACAGCGAGGAGGGACAGAACGGAGACUGUUGACACACACUGGAUCGGAGGCACUGUUACCUGUACGUCGGCGACUUUGAUCUCAGACCAGGUGGAACGCCUUUUCAUGGUUCUUGCAACAGAGUUUGGUUGUGAUUAUACAAAGCACGCCGACUUUGUGAGGACUCCACACAGUGUCUUCCUACCGUCCCGGGGUCUAUUGACACCCUGUGUACAAUCAAUGUCCUGGUGUUGGAUCGACUGGUAUUUCACGUCUGCUUCGGAGAUUUACUAAUUUAGCUCGUGUCGCCAUGACGACGGAAAGGUUGACGAUGCAUGCGUUGAAGCAGAAUGACAACGUUCACCCCACCUUCAAAGCUUCGACUUCGGGUACGGGAAGUAAAGAGCUGCCUCGUCAAAUAUCACGAUCGGAGUUAGAUGUCCAACCCAAGAAAAGAACCCGUGCCAUCAGCAACAGCGAAACCUCCCCCAAAUCUUUGGCACAGCCCACAAAACCCAAGAUGUCCAUCUUCAAACUGGUAGCAGCGACACGGGCAUGGCGCAGACUCGCCACGAAGAACAGCAAAUCCAACAGUUCUGUAAGACCGCCCCCCAAGCUCGAGAACACAUUCAAACUGAAACCUGAUGACCGGAAGAGGUUCAUGCCACGCCAAGUCGAGAAGCUAUUGGCUGAUGUUCUGGCAGCAAGGCUGGACAAGGUCGAGUACGACCCACGCACGUGUAGGGACAUCACAACAGAUAUAUCGGCGCAUAUCAAAGCCAGGGUGAAGGCCAUGGACUUUCCGCGCUAUAAGAUCGUUAGUAAUGUUAUCAUUAUGGAGAACAAAGGUCAAGGGGCACAGGUCGCCAGCAGAUGCGUGUGGGAUGCCAGUUCGGACUCUUUUGCCACUUACACCUACAGGAACCACACCCUGGUUGCUACUGCUUAUGUCCACGGGGUCUACUAUGAAUGAAGGUGAUAUCCGUAGCUGAGCAAAGACCUGGAUGCCUUCAUUCCUGCCACCAGAACAAUCUCAUUAAAAUCAGAUCUUAGUUCUUGAGAUCUGAGGACAUCCCGUGACGACAGAACGACCUUUCGCGAACUUUGACCGACCAAUGAAAUGACUGCUCAGAAGUCGACAUUGGCCAAAUAGAACGCAGCUUUCUUGAGCAACACGACACUAGUUUCAAACUGGCGACUUCCAUUCAAGACUACGCAUUGAAACAUAGUUUGACAAACUUUCCGAUUCAAAAUUUGAAAACUGAUCACAUGCAGGAAUGUCUACAGUGUAAUAGAUAGCCGAGAUUGUAUUGCAGUACGUCCCACGGGCUACACAAAGUCUCCUCUGUUCAAAUGCUUAUCCCACUGGAGCGAGAGACAGACGAUGAUUUUGACAUAUGCAGUCGUACAUCCCGUAACAGUCGCUAGGAAUACCCCGUGUUAAUCAUUUCGAAGUUGCAUGAUCUGAAAACCAUCAGACUGUCACAUUCCUGAUCUGGUAAGCGACGCUCUGAUUGGUCGGAUGAAUGGUCGUUCUGGCGUAAUCUGUAAUUGGAUAUCCUCCGAUCUUUGUUUAGCGGUAGUGAAAACUAAGAUCUGAUUUUGAUAAGAUUGGCCACCACAACUGACUCCUGAAACCAUGAGGUCAAGGUCAGGGACUAACAAUAUUGGAUACGAUCUUCAACAUUUGAGACUGGAUUUGGAACAGUGCUGUACUGAGUUCUUGGUUGAAUAUUUAUCUGAUACACAUCACCGAGAAAUCUGAUUCCUGGUUCAUCUAUCUGCGACAGUUGUAUUAUAUUACAACCUUGUGAAAACUUUACAUUUUAGUCACUCGAUGUGCGCCAACAACUGGCCAACUGGAGUAUACUCAAACCAGAGACGUCAAUAUUCUUCCCUUAGUUAGCAAACUGUGUAUGUUGAGACCAGGUAUAUGCGAAUAUACCCACUCUGACCGCUACAAAGAGUUGCAAUUCCUACAUUUUGAAUAAAAGUGACAAGACCCUUUUCAUAAUCAUAAAUAAUCUCUGCUGGACGCAAAAUGUGAAGUUUCAAUAAACUGCAUCCUAUGGGAACCGGUUUCACAAGAUUUGGUUAAUAUUCGCGGAUUAUGAACUCACGAGGUGCUUUAUAUGGCAAGAAUAUCACCUCCAAGGCCAUGGUCCGCACGCACAAAGCGGUCUUAGCGCUAGGCAUGUUAUAACUCUCAUACAUACUACUCAAAGCUACUUAAAUCGGCGUAAAACCAUAUUCACUCACUCACCAUAUUCCAGCGUUUCGGAUUGUGGGUGAAAGCCCGAAUUGUUGCUCUUUCCAGUUUUUUUAAACCCACGGGUAUGGGGCUGACAAACCAAGCAUCAUAAUCAGUUUGUAUCUUGGAUUGGAACCCAUGAUUAGUGCAUCCUAGCACAACUGUGGGAAUGUUUCAUAAAACGCAGUUAGAACCAGUCACAUAUCACCUUGUCUGUUGUUUUUUUCAUGUUAAAUAAAGUGAUAUCUGCAUAAUCA